AUGCUGAUCAGUGCAUGGUUUAAUGUUUCAACUGACCCUAUAGCUGGUACCGAUCAAAAGGGGGAAACAUUUUGGAGUCGAAUUCAUAGCUACUGUGUAGAAUUUUGCUCCGACAUGACAAGGGGGGUAGUUGCAUGUAAGAAACGAUGGUAUAAGAUUAACAAGGCUGUUGCACAAUUUGCUAGUUGCUAUGAUCAAGCUAGUCGAAACAUUAGGAGUGGUUCGAACGCUGAUGAUAUAAAGGAGUUGGCCAAUAAACUUUAUUCCACAAAUUAUGGUCAAAAAUUCACUUUUGAGAGGCAUUGA
This is a messenger RNA of Arachis ipaensis, 306 nucleotides long. RefSeq names its product glutathione S-transferase T3-like. The record is from RefSeq and is a predicted model, not a curated record. Lineage: Eukaryota; Viridiplantae; Streptophyta; Magnoliopsida; Fabales; Fabaceae.